Helianthus annuus (common sunflower) is the source of this 2263-nucleotide messenger RNA. Its product is annotated as cell division control protein 48 homolog C. The transcript is spliced from 10 exons. The record is from RefSeq and is a predicted model, not a curated record. Gene Ontology annotation, cellular component: nucleus. The coding region runs from base 1 to 2175 and encodes 724 amino acids. Gene Ontology annotation, biological process: ribosome biogenesis. Lineage: Eukaryota; Viridiplantae; Streptophyta; Magnoliopsida; Asterales; Asteraceae. Gene Ontology annotation, molecular function: preribosome binding; ATP hydrolysis activity; ATP binding.
AUGGGGAAAGCAUGCAAGAAGCAGUCGUCCUUGUUCGUAAAGCUUCUCCGCCGCCGUGUACACGAAACAUAUGGAAGCUUCUCCAAUCCAUCCAUCAACGAACUGGCUGACGUCCUCCGAACCAAGUAUCCGGAAUACGCUCGCCACAAGCCCCAACUGUUAACAAGGAUGGUCAAGCAAACCCUAGAUUCCGACAACAACAACAAGCGGAAAUUAAGUAGGAACAACGAUGAGGAUGAUGAUGAUAUCACAUCGGUGUCGUCAUGCAAAAAAGCGAAGAAAAUCGAUAUUGGAGAACAGACCUCUGAGGAUGGAGACGAAGAUAUGAGUGCGGUUGCGACGUCGUACAGCCCUGAGUUUGAUCUAACGAAAUCAAUGCUUCGAAACAAAUACAAACCUAAAACUGUAGAGUUAGAGCUUCUUACCGAUAGCAUCGAUAGAAAAGUUGAUUUGCGGAUGGAAGAUAAAUCUGUUAAGCGCGCGAACAAUUUUCCUAAUGCUGAUGGUGUUGGAAAAGUUAGACUUAAGGAUCUUGGUGGUAUCGAUGAUGUGUUGCGUGAGCUACUGCUGGAAGUAAUUAUUCCUUGGUAUCGUCCGGACGUGCCUCUUAGCAUUGGAGUAAGGCCCACGACUGGUAUUUUGUUACAUGGGCCGCCUGGGUGCGGCAAGACUACACUAGCUAAUGCUAUUGCUAAUGAGGCUGGAGUUCCAUUUUAUAACAUUGCAGCCCCUGAGUUGGUCUAUGGGGUAUCUGGUGAAUCAGAAGAGAAGAUACGUGAGCUGUUUUCAAAUGCACACAAAACUGCACCGUCUAUAGUUUUCAUUGAUGAGAUUGAUACAAUAGCUUCGAAAAGAGAAAACCUUCAAAGGGAGAUGGAUAAACGUAUUGUGACACAACUAAUGAUUUGUAUGGAUGCCGCUUCAAAACAUGAGGAUGGGAAACCGGGAUAUGUUUUGGUGAUCGGUGCUACCAAUAGACCUGAUGCUCUUGACCGGGCAUUAAGAAGGCCGGGGCGUUUUGACCGUGAGAUUACUUUAGGUGUUCCGGAUGAAAAUGCUAGAACAAAGAUUCUUCGUGUGCUUACACGAAAUGUAAAACUUGGAGGUGCUUUUGAUCUCGUCAAAGUCUCAAAGUUAACUCCAGGUUUUGUUGGAACUGAUUUGGUAUCGUUGGUGGACAAUGCUGGUCGCCUUUGUAUGAGGCGAAAUAUUGAGGCAAAAGAGUUGGAACUUUCUGCACAAGAUGAAGACUGGUGGAAGAAGCCAUGGACCCUUGAUAAGGCUAACCUUAACAUCACGAUGUCUGACUUUGAGGAAGCAGCCAAGCUGGUUCAGCCCUCUUCUAAAAGAGAAGGAUUCACGAGCAUUCCCGAUGUCAAAUGGGAAGACAUUGGAGGUCUUGAUCGGUUGAGAAUGAAGUUUAACGAGUACAUAGUCAACCGUAUAAAAGAUCCUGUUGCGUAUGAGAAAAGUGGACUCAAGAAUUUGGAAACAGCGUUUUUGCUUCAUGGACCUCCUGGAUGUGGAAAAACAUUGAUUGCCAAAGCUGUUGCUAACGAAGCAGGAGCAAAUUUUAUACACAUUAAGGGUCCUGAGAUUAUGAGCAAAUACGUUGGAGAAAGUGAAUUGGCAGUGCGGAAUAUAUUUAGUCGUGCAAGGACAUGUUCUCCAUGCAUAAUAUUCUUUGAUGAGGUAGAUGCUUUGACAUCGCAGCGUGGAAAGGAAGGGGGGUGGGUUGUUGAACGAGUUGUAACCCAGCUAUUGGCAGAGCUAGAUGGUGGUGAUCCACGCAAGGGGGUUUACGUAAUUGGUGCUACCAACAGGCUAGAUGUGAUUGACCGAGCACUCUUACGGUCCGGAAGGUUUGGGGAGAUUCUGUAUGUCACCCUGCCAAACCAAGACGAGCGUGGGUUGAUCUUAAAAACUCUUUCUAAGAACUGCUCAUUAGAUGCUGAUGUUGACUUGAUUGCAAUUGCUCGGAGCAAGGCUUGUGAAAAUUUAAGUGGAGCUGAUCUAAAAAGAAUGAUGGCUAAAGCUGCAAUGGUUGCUCAUAGAGAAAACUGCAGUAAAAUUAAAGCUGUUCAUUUUGAAAAAGUAUUGAAAAAAAUCAAGCCUUCUGUCACUGAUAAGGAAAGAGAGCAUUACGAUCUAAUGGCAAAGAUCCUCGAGUCUUAAAAUGCGGAGUAUGGUUUUGCUGCCGGUUAUUAUUCUUUUAUAGCAGCUACUAGCCAAGGGUUUUACACGCGUUACGAUUUAAUAUUCA